AUAUCCAACGCCGUCAUCACCGUCCCCGCCUACUUCAACGAUUCCCAGCGCCAGGCCACUAAGGACGCCGGCACCAUCUCCGGCCUCAACGUGCUGCGUAUCAUCAACGAGCCCACAGCUGCUGCCAUUGCCUACGGACUCGACAAGAAGGUUGGCGCUGAAAGGAAUGUCCUCAUCUUCGAUCUUGGCGGUGGCACGUUCGAUGUGUCCAUCCUGACCAUCGAGGACGGAAUCUUUGAAGUGAAAUCCACCGCCGGAGACACCCACUUGGGCGGAGAAGACUUUGACAACCGCAUGGUCAACCACUUCAUCGCAGAGUUCAAGCGCAAAUACAAGAAGGACAUCAGUGACAAUAAGAGAGCCAUUCGCCGUCUCCGCACCGCCUGUGAGAGAGCUAAGCGCACCCUGUCAUCAAGCACUCAGGCCAGCAUCGAAAUCGACUCCCUGUAUGAGGGCGUCGACUUCUACACCUCCAUCACCAGGGCUCGUUUCGAGGAGCUCAACGCUGACCUCUUCCGUGGCACUUUGGACCCAGUGGAGAAGUCACUCCGCGACGCCAAGAUGGACAAGUCCGCGAUCCACGACAUCGUCCUCGUCGGCGGUUCCACCCGUAUCCCCAAGAUCCAGAAACUCCUGCAGGACUUCUUCAACGGCAAGGAGCUCAACAAGAGCAUCAACCCCGACGAGGCCGUCGCUUACGGUGCCGCUGUACAGGCGGCCAUUCUUGCUGGUGACAAGUCAGAGAAUGUGCAGGAUCUUCUUCUGCUGGACGUCACGCCGCUGUCUCUGGGUAUCGAGACCGCCGGAGGUGUCAUGACUGUUCUGAUCAAGCGCAACACCACCAUUCCAACCAAGCAGACCCAGACAUUCACCACCUACUCCGACAACCAGCCCGGGGUGCUCAUCCAGGUGUACGAGGGUGAGCGUGCCAUGACCAAGGACAACAACCUGCUGGGCAAGUUCGAGCUGACCGGCAUUCCCCCCGCUCCCCGUGGCGUUCCUCAGAUUGAGGUGACCUUUGAUAUCGACGCCAACGGGAUCAUGAAUGUCUCUGCAGUCGACAAGAGCACCGGCAAGGAGAACAAGAUCACCAUCACCAACGACAAGGGUCGCCUGAGCAAGGAGGACAUUGAGCGCAUGGUCCAGGAAGCAGAGAAGUACAAGGCGGAAGACGAUUUCCAGCGCGACAAGGUGUCGUCCAAGAACGGGCUGGAGUCGUACGCCUUCAACAUGAAGUCCACCGUGGAGGACGAGAAGCUGCAGGGCAAGAUCAGCGACGAGGACAAAACGAAGAUCCUGGACAAGUGCAACGAGGUCAUCAGCUGGCUCGACAAGAACCAGACUGCCGAGAAGGACGAAUAUGAACAUCAGCAACAGGAGCUGGAGAAGGUGUGCAACCCCAUCAUCACCAAGCUGUACCAGAGUGCAGGGGGGAUGCCCGGCGGCAUGCCAGGGGGGAUGCCAGGAGGCUUCCCUGGAGCUGGAGCCGCCCCCGGAGGAGGAGGAUCCUCUGGACCCACCAUCGAGGAGGUCGACUAAACCACCACAAGCA
Molecule: messenger RNA, 1552 nt
Organism: Engraulis encrasicolus (European anchovy)
Lineage: Eukaryota; Metazoa; Chordata; Actinopteri; Clupeiformes; Engraulidae
Product: heat shock cognate 70 kDa protein-like
Exons: 6
Coding region: 295-1539 (414 amino acids)
Cellular component (GO): plasma membrane; cytoplasm; cytosol
Molecular function (GO): ATP binding; ATP-dependent protein folding chaperone
Source: RefSeq, a predicted model, not a curated record